AUGAAUAUAGUAUGCGGCGUUUGCGGAACGCACAGCACUAAAGCAGACUACUACUGUGGACCAUGCAUAAAUUUCAAGAUUUUGAAGCUGAAAUUGAAUAUGACCAAUCUGUGCUAUCUCAACGAGACAUUCGGGUAUGAAAUUGAUAAGGUUCUGCAAGAUUGCAUCAAUGGUUACAGCUCCAAAGUGCUGAGAAAGUACAUGGAAGGGGAGCUACAGGCCGCUGUGGGCUCAAGAGAGAAAUUGAGCCCUUCAACAGAAGCAAUUGCUAGACUCGCCUACAUGCUCCUCGCGGUGGAAUUGUCACAACUUAAGAAAAACCUCACGCAGGUUGAUGAGACAUUGAAGCAACAAAAGCUUGCCAACAUGCAUCUCAGAGCAAAAGUGGAGGAAAUGAGGGCUUCCAAGAUUGAAAAGGCUGACAGGAUUCAUACAAAGAAGCAGGAACUAACAGAAAAACAUCAAGAACGUCUCGAACAGAUUCGCGCCACCAUAAGGGAAAUUGAAGUAGACAAGUUGGACAAGACAGCCAGACUAAUCAAACUAGCGGAAAACCAGCAUUUUCAACAGCUGGUGAAGGUGUCAAGCUACGAGAACCUGAAAGCUGUUAGGAAGUCUGACUUGUCGAAAUCCAAGCUACCAAGCCUCGAACGGUUGAACUAUAAUCUCAUGAACCUACGAAACAAAAACGUUUCGAAGCCGGUUGGGUUCAGGAAUGCAAUAUUUUUCAGCCCGGUUCUUCCCUUAUCACAAUACUUGUAUUAUACAUCUGAGGUGGUGAUCACUUCUAUUACCAAGGUUGCUCAAUUUGUGUCAUUGUCGAUUGAGUAUCUCAAUAUUGAUGUGCCAUAUAGGGUUGUCAGGUCGACGCCGUUCAUAUACAUAGUCGAGGACGCAUCCGAAUCAUACUCAUUAACGCUUGGACCGCCCGGCGAGAAUCCCGAGCGAACCAACAGCUUAUUCGAGUCCACUAAUCAGGACUUGACUCGAUUUUGUGGCGCACUAGCUAGAUUGCUUAUCAAUAUGGUAGUACUCAUCAACGCUACAAGGCAAAUACCAUUACGAUUUGAGAACUUGGUGAACGUCGAUGAAUUACUACAGCUUCUUGUUGGAGAAGUGCCUAAUCUCAACUGGACUGUGCAAGAGCAUGUUCCUGACCAACGAGAAGACAACAAACCUACACCUCGCAGGUCCAUAUUUAAUUUUUGGAGCAAAAGAAGACGAUCAAAUGCUAAUUUACAUGCGUCGCAAGAAAAGGAAUUGGAAGAUGGCUCGCAAGAAGCACUUGAAAUGUCUCUCUACAAUAGCCAACACCUAGUGGAGUACCUUCAGGACCAAAAAAUUAACAUCCAAUCGAAAAUAGCUAAUAGCAUUAUUGCCCCCUCCCCAUCAGCUUCCACUUCUCUUGGAGCCACAUCACUUUCCACCAGUAAUGGAAGCACCAAUACGCCAGUGGUGCCGGAAUGGUCGUCCGAGAUUUCUCCCAUACCUGAUCCUGACUGGCUGUCAUCGAAACUACAUGCCUAUUUUGUGACAGAAAUCUUGAAGGUACUAGACAGAGAAAACGGGUCAAGCCAGCUGGCCAAUGGAGGCCUCUCGGCUUCUAGCACUUCGACAUACCAGCAAAUCAACUACAACUCACAGAAUACCGACUCCACAGCGUCUCGCUACAAAACAGCGCCUUUGCACUCGACAAAUACCGCUCCUGUCUAUCAAUCGAGUAUUCCACCACCAUCAAGAAGCCGGUUCCAUCACUACAAGCAUUCCAGGCAGGCCAAAACAGACAACUGGGAAGUUAUAUAG
Molecule: messenger RNA, 1803 nt
Organism: Ogataea angusta
Lineage: Eukaryota; Fungi; Ascomycota; Pichiomycetes; Pichiales; Pichiaceae
Exons: 1
Coding region: 1-1803 (600 amino acids)
Source: RefSeq, a predicted model, not a curated record